AUGAACAACAGCACAUCCGGCGCUCAUCAGAAGGCCUUCAUGUGGGAGCUCACUGACACUGAUGAAGGCACAAUCUCCAGCUCACCCGUUUCUUCUAUUCAUUCUGGGUACAACGCAAUGGCACGUGGUUCAACAGUCAAUGCUAGGAGUAGCAGCAACCAAAUCAGCAGCAUGAGCACCAGCGCCUUUGGCACCAGGAAUGAACGUGAGGAGUACAUCUGUCAUUCGAGAGCCGUAAAUGGCCAUUUCGCUAACCAACCGCGCUGUCCACGGCUGUUUCUUUCUGAUCCUAUGCAUGCAUCAGCAUUGCAGUCCGGGGGAGUGGAAAAGGAAGUAUAUUCGAAAGUGCCACUCGCUGAAGCUAAGUGCUGCGAAAAUUCGGAGGCUGCUACGUCACCUGUAAGUGGCGAUGAAACAAAUGCUGAGUUGGAGGCAGGCAACCCGUUGCUGCGUAGGGCGGAAGGCAAAAGCGAACUCGACGGCGUUGAGGGAGAGAUGAAACGCUGCGGGAUCCAGAGAGGUGUAUCUUCUGCUGAUAAGUGUACUGACGCCGGGGGUGAGGAACAGAGAGGAGGCGAGGAUAGCCGAAGCCCACCUGAUGCUCAGUCUGCAAGAACAGACGAGACGGAAGCCGCUACUCCGAGUCGUGGGGCGUCGACAAUGCAAGGGGAUGACAGGACGACGCAGACGCGCCUAGAUGAACUAUCUUUACUUUCCUUCAAUGCGGGGCUUCUAGAGUACAAACUAUGCGGCCUUCGCGUUUACCAAAAUCCUCCCUUCACACAGCGCCGACUUCAUCACAUUCCGGCGGCAAUACUCUCAACGGGAGCUGACAUCAUUUGCCUGCAAGAGGUGUACGGAGAAAACCACGCCGACUUCAUCAUUGAGAGCACUCGCCAUAAACUGCCUUUUGUUGGUCGCCGCACGUCUGGGGGUCGUUUCGCACUUCACAAUGGCCUAAUGGUUCUUAGCAAGUUUCCAAUCGUCCAUACUCAGUUUCACAAAUUUGAAGAUGUGACGUACAUCGAACGCUGCUUUGCUUCGAAGGGGAUGUUGGAAGUAGCCAUCGACGUGCCUUCUAUCGGUGUUAUUGCUGUUUUUAAUAUCCAUUUGGCGAGUGGAGCCGUCGACCCAGAGUCCCGCUAUGUGGAAGACGUGCGAGCAGCAGAAAUUCGUCAGCUGUUGAAAGCCUGCGAUGCUGCAGCAGACAGAGGCCAUGUGCCUCUCGUUAUUGGCGACCUCAAUGCAGCCCCCCACUUAUGCGCUUCAAAUUACAAGUGCUUCGUGGAGCGAGGCUGGCGGGACUGUUGGUUGCACGUGCAUGGGCAUCAGCGACACUUGUUGCAGCAUCAUCUUUUGCACCAGCAGCAGUUGCUGGAUGAGCAGCAGCUAGAUGACCAAGGAAUUGAGCUCCACGAUCGGCACAUUCGUCGGGACCUGUUCGUGCGUGUUAGGCGACAGCGACGCAUGAGGAUGCACAUAGAACCAGGGCCGAGGGGACUUCAGGCACAUCCGGCUGCUCUGUCACAGGUGACGGCGUCUUCUAGAAGUACUGUGCAGCAGCACGUGCUCAACAAAUCUGAUGCUGCACCUUCUGCCAGUGUGACAUCGGAUGCAGACAUAAGUGACACCGAAGGAGAACAGAAGCAACAGCUGCUAGGUCAGCGGCAGAGCCUACAAGCGCGAUCCUCACAGAGGAGUGGUCCUCGAGAGCAGUCAGUUUUACGGAGCAGUGGCACUGGUCAACGAGACAGGAGCAUAUUUUUCGGUAACAUGAACAGCUACCCGUCUAACGAGAACUGUAGACGGGGUCCCACAGGAGGUUCGAGCCGCCGUUUUCCUCACCAGGAAUGUGUAGAGUUGUCCAAUUGUGACUCUAGUGAUGCAGCAACAACGGCACCGCGCAACACCUCAGGCAGAAAUAGCAGUGCGCUAAGUGCUAGCGCAGGCGAGGAAGAAAGCGCCAGUUUGCCCGUCAGAGGGUUACUUGGGGGCUACUUUGGCAGGGCAGGUGGAGGCGUACAGCUCCCCUUGGCUUUUGAGUUGCCGGCUGCUGCAGCCUGGGCCCACCGCGAGUUUUUCUUGACGGCAAAGCGGCGGCUUAUUGAGCAACAGCAGAAGUGGCUGGGCGGUGGGGACAAAGCACCUGUCCUAGAUGUGCGUCUCUCACUUUCAGCGCCCCAGCACCAGCAGCGGGGUGUAGACGCAACCCCGCUUGCCAGUGACUGUUCGCUGGCGUCCUGCAGCACUGCCCUUACUGCAGUACAGGGCGGCGACAAAAGCCUGAUGCCGGGCAAAGCGUGGCGUUCUGUAGCGCUUGCAGUUGCACCUGCACAAAGCCAUUGGAACAGCGAGGGAACUGAUGGUUCUGUAGCAGAUUGGCUGCUUUCAGACACGGACGAAGAGACCGAGUCCGGGGAAAGCGGUGAUACCGUCAUACAAUGCGCUUCUGACGAAGAUAGGGCAAAUUACUCGCGCCGAGACUUUACAUGGGACCCGGAGAAUCCACUGAACUCUAUUGGGCCUCAUGCAGGUUGUCACGGGCUCCGUUGUGACUACGUGUUUUUGCCCCCCCAUCAAUUUGCGGGGGGUCUAUAUCCGUUUUUACCGGUUGCCGCUGAUAUCCUCAUGAGGGACCCUCGUGUCCUAGUUGAUGCCUGCUGCUUUGGUUGCUUCGGGGAAGUGAUGCUUGUGACACUGAGCGAUCACUACGCCAUCCGUAUCACCCUGAGGCGGAGCACAGACACUGAUAUCGCAGACUUUUGGGGGUCAUGUGCUGCAGAAGCGGCAGCUCUUAGGUCAGUCAACCAGGCAGAAAGAGAUCCACCGGCUGCUAGCUGUGAAGCGAGCCUACAGGCGAGCGAAUAG
This is a messenger RNA of Eimeria tenella, 2868 nucleotides long. RefSeq names its product endonuclease/exonuclease/phosphatase domain-containing protein, putative. The coding region runs from base 1 to 2868 and encodes 955 amino acids. The record is from RefSeq and is a predicted model, not a curated record. The transcript is spliced from 6 exons. NCBI's taxonomy places the organism in Eukaryota, Apicomplexa, Conoidasida, Eucoccidiorida, Eimeriidae. Gene Ontology annotation, molecular function: sphingomyelin phosphodiesterase activity. Gene Ontology annotation, cellular component: cytoplasm.